This is a messenger RNA of Solenopsis invicta (red fire ant), 600 nucleotides long. It is a transcript of the gene Ccdc56, whose product is annotated as cytochrome c oxidase assembly factor 3, mitochondrial. The coding region runs from base 208 to 498 and encodes 96 amino acids. The transcript is spliced from 3 exons. NCBI's taxonomy places the organism in Eukaryota, Metazoa, Arthropoda, Insecta, Hymenoptera, Formicidae. The record is from RefSeq and is a predicted model, not a curated record. Gene Ontology annotation, cellular component: mitochondrial inner membrane. Gene Ontology annotation, biological process: mitochondrial respiratory chain complex IV assembly.
UUUUCGUGCAUUGCGCAUAAUCGCCGCUGCGAUGGCAGCAGCGCACUAGACGGUACAGGUGUGUUGAGUUACGUAUGAUUUUGCAAUGUGAGAGAUAUAAGUCGAGUUAUAAAAUUUUUUUAAACACCUUUAAAAGGCUGGAACUGAUAUAAGAAGAAAAGGAACAAAUAGCCGUUCUAAUUAAUUGAGGACGCUGGUGUGUGGGAAAUGGGACCUGAUAAUCGAGUUCAGCAAAGCGAGGCUAUGCCAAAAGUUGAUAUAUUAAGAGACGUGGGAAAACUCAAGUCUACAGAUAUAGUUUAUAUGAAACGCAUGGAAGAACAAAACUUGCAGAGAGCAAAGAAAGUACAAGGAUAUCGUAAAUCUAAUAAUCGUACCGCUAUCCCUUUAGGUCUUAUAGCGAUCGGGAUUUACGCUUAUACAAUAUAUUCGGUUAAACAAGAAAAGUUCUUGGACGACUUUGAAGUGCCGGAAAAGACGGUUGAGAAGGCUGCUUGAAAAGUUUGUUUAGAAAUGUGAAUAAAGAAGUUUACGACUUAUUAUUUUAAGAAGUUUAUAUUUUUUGCUUAUAUAAUAGAAUAGAAAACUUGUGUAAAUUAA